UCCAAGCGGGCCGGCGCGGCGCCUCCUGUCUGACAGGUGUUGCUACUCAAACAAAACAAAACAUAAUCACGCGCGUCGCGACGACGACGACGCCGAACGACGAAUCAACACCGCAAAGAGAAAGGCGAGAAGGUAUCUCCCAAGGAAUUUCGCGCGCGUGAGUAAGCAAAGCCAUCAGUGACAUCACAGCACGUGCUUGAGCGAAGCGACGAACCCCGAAAUCGAUCACGCGGACGGAAAACUGGUUUUUCGAUGGUUUUUUUUACUGGGGAAGCUCCCUCGCGUUGAUCUCUGCGCUCUGAUGGGCGGUGGAUUAGGCGGUCCCACACCACCGGUACACACCUCCAGCAGGUUGGAGGUUCGAGUUCUGCUGAAGAUCGCGUUGACCGCGUGACGUGCUACGCAAGUUAUUGUUUUUGGAACUUCAACGAGGCUUCUGUCGAACUUUGCCACCAUGUCCAGGGUAUGUAAAUUUGGCCGAUUCGGAAGAUGGCACCGAAAUGAUGGAGCUGGUAUAAAACCGAAUCGAUUCGUGGAAUUGGCAAACAUUUCGGGAUUUGACACUGAUCAGAGAAUAUCGUACAGUGAACAAAAUGCAAUUUGUUAAAGAGAAGAUUUUUGCACUGUUGGUCUUUUUGCUGGUGGGUGGUUACAGGACCACCGAAGGAGCACCAAUGCCAAACAUAAUCGAUGCUCCGAGAGCGCUGAGCAACAUGGAAGUGCCACCAGCAAUCGCCGGGAAAGCCAGACCUCUGCUGGAAAAGCAGGGUGAACAAACGGUGUACGACUUGGCCAGUCAGAUAACGGACGAGGAUGAUUUGGUGCCGGACAGCUCGAAUUAUUACUGGCUGGAACAUGCUGUAGCGGCAGGACAUCUGCACAAACACAAGCACCGCCGCCACAGGCGGCAUCACAAGAAGCACUGAGGGAGGCACCAUCCAGAAAAGUUGUUUAAAUCUGUUCUGUUCUAAGGACGGAAGUACUGCCAUUAGUUAGGAUGUUUAGGUUUAAAUCUUCUGCGCAGGAUCGUGGAUAAAGAUUAUGAAAAAAAAUGUCGAAUUAGAAUCUGCAGGACAGUGAAGCUUGAAAUCAUGC
Molecule: messenger RNA, 1095 nt
Organism: Culex pipiens pallens (northern house mosquito)
Lineage: Eukaryota; Metazoa; Arthropoda; Insecta; Diptera; Culicidae
Exons: 2
Coding region: 594-926 (110 amino acids)
Source: RefSeq, a predicted model, not a curated record